Exserohilum turcica Et28A is the source of this 1072-nucleotide messenger RNA. RefSeq lists its product as uncharacterized. NCBI's taxonomy places the organism in Eukaryota, Fungi, Ascomycota, Dothideomycetes, Pleosporales, Pleosporaceae. The transcript has 2 exons. The record is from RefSeq and is a predicted model, not a curated record. The coding region runs from base 168 to 671 and encodes 167 amino acids.
AGGAGACAAAGUCAAUUCCCGCCGGGGCACACAGACCAGCGAGGGAGCCGCACGGGAGACGGCCGCUAAGCGAUACAGUAGCCACGACAUAAGACGGUAUAUACUACAUCGAUACAGCACAUCCAUCUUACAUCCAGGCCGCGCCCCUUUCCCGCGCCGACGCCGCCAUGAGCUUCAAGGCAAAGGACCUGCACUUUGACAGCUCUCAGCCAGCCUUCUUGCAGCGGCUGCGCGGCCAGCUUCAAAGUGGGGACACAGCCCGCCAUGAGCAUCCUAUUGCGAGAAACAAGCGGAUGAACAAGGACGACGACGACGAUGAUGCGCCGGCCUAUGUCAUGGAGGAGACCAACCAGUCGCUAACCAAAGAAGAGUACGACGCGCUCGUCUCCGGAAAAGACAGCAAAGAAAACGAAGCCGACGCCGAGUCUGCGGCAGGUGGAGCCCAGCAAAACGCGGCCAGUGGUGCUGAGUCGCGGCCCAAAGACAAGAUUGCCCAAGUAGGUGCUAAUGCGAAGAAGCGCAAAGCUGCGAAGAUUAUCGGAGACGGCCAGGGCGAUAGCAAAGACGAAGCAGAAAGAGACGACUAUAAGCCAGCCGCCAAAACCACCAAGAAGCCAAAGAAGAAGGCCAAAGCAGUCAAGCUCACCUUUGGAGACGAAGAUGAGGGGUGAGAAAAACCGAGACUUCUCUGUUUCUUCACAAGCAAGAGAAGCUAGUCGAUGCUUCUGUUCAAAUGUCUGAACAGAACGAAGCAAGCCUCUCUGAGCAUACGCCGACUCUACAGCUACGCUAACCCGGCCACCGGCGUUAGUGCUGAGCCACGCACAUCAUGUUAACACCGAGACAUUGCGAAUGGUUCAACAUGUUUCGGCUAAGAAAUGUGCUAGGACUACGCAGGCCAAAUGGCGACGAUAUACACAAUACCCCUUACGCUUGUAACGAGCCAGCACUGCAUGUACCGAGUUUUUCAACAGUGACUUGGCUUUACCGAUGCUUCUCUUGUUUCCUCUCGUGUCUUGUUCCAGCCACAGAACGAGAAUGUCUACAUCCUCAAUAUACAGCUGUUUAUUCC